Molecule: messenger RNA, 3169 nt
Organism: Hemiscyllium ocellatum (epaulette shark)
Lineage: Eukaryota; Metazoa; Chordata; Chondrichthyes; Orectolobiformes; Hemiscylliidae
Product: kelch-like protein 5
Exons: 12
Coding region: 362-2068 (568 amino acids)
Molecular function (GO): protein binding
Source: RefSeq, a predicted model, not a curated record
AGUUGGGCGAGGUGCGGGAGUAAUUUUGACUUUGGGCGAGUUUAAAUGGGACGCAUCAGUUAAUGUCAGAAUUGUUCCCUGUGCUGCUGUUUGCUGCGUGCGGAUUGAAGUAUGUGUUCACUGACCUGUUUUGAAAUGUAUUUGUCUGCUGGAAUGUAAGAGUUGGACAGUUCGCGAUUAGGGCGGGACACACUUCGCUGAAUACGACUUAUAUCGGCGCAGCAUCUCCGUCCAAGUCAGAAUGACUGAAAUGAUUGCAUUGAUUUGGGAUGCAUUUUCUCACAUUUAAGCUGUAGGAAAUUUAAAACCUGAAUGUCGCAGGACUUCAAACAGCAGCCAGACCUUGUCCUCGUGCCAUACAAUGGAUCCUUCUGCUCCUGAAGAGUGUUUUCAGGCAUUAAACCAUGCAGAACAGACUUUUAAGAAGAUGGAGAACUACCUUCGACACAAGCAAUUAUGUGAUGUAGUAUUACUAGCUGGAGACCGGAGGAUUCCAGCUCACAGGUUGGUUCUAUCCUCUGUUUCAGACUACUUUGCUGCAAUGUUCACAAAUGACGUAAGGGAGGCUAAACAAGAAGAGAUAAAGAUAGAAGGCGUCGACUCAAAUGCAUUGUGGGCAUUAGUUCAAUAUGCAUAUACAGGCCGUCUGGAAUUGAAAGAAGACAAUAUUGAGUGCCUAUUGUCCACCGCUUGCCUAUUGCAACUCUCUCAAGUUGUAGAGGCAUGUUGUGGAUUCCUGAUGAAACAACUGCAUCCAUCCAACUGUCUUGGAAUUCGGUCAUUUGCAGAUGCUCAGGGUUGCACUGACCUGCAUAAAGUUGCACACAACUACACUAUGGAGCACUUCAUGGAUGUGAUAAGGAAUCAGGAGUUUCUACUGCUGCCAGCAAAUGAGAUAGUUAAACUGUUGGCUAGUGAUGACAUGAAUAUACCAAAUGAAGAAACCAUAUUGAAUGCACUGCUUAGCUGGGUUCGGCAUGAUGCAGAUAACAGACAAAAAGACCUUAGCAAAUUGCUGGCUUACAUCAGACUUCCUCUGCUGUGCCCUCAGUUUCUUGCAGAUAUGGAGAACAAUAUGCUAUUUAGAGAUGAUAUUGAAUGCCAAAAACUUAUCAUGGAGGCAAUGAAAUAUCACCUGCUACCAGAGCGACGAAACAUGCUGCAGAGUCCUCGGACUAAACCUAGGAAGUCUACAGUAGGUGUGCUGUUUGCAGUAGGAGGAAUGGAUGCAACAAAAGGUGCCACGAGCAUUGAAAAAUAUGAUCUACGUUCCAAUACAUGGACACAUGUAGCAAAUAUGAAUGGGAGACGACUUCAGUUUGGUGUGGCAGUGCUAGAUGACAAACUUUAUGUUGUGGGUGGUAGAGAUGGAUUGAAGACAUUAAAUACAGUAGAGUGCUACAAUCCAAGGAAUAAAACCUGGAGUGUAAUGCCUCCUAUGUCUACACAUAGACAUGGCCUUGGUGUGGAGGUACUGGAGGGUCCUAUGUAUGCUGUAGGUGGACAUGAUGGUUGGAGCUAUCUAAAUACGGUUGAACGAUGGGACCCCCAGGCUCGACAGUGGAACUUUGUUGCCAGUAUGUCAGUGCCACGAAGUACAGUUGGUGUAGCAGUACUUAAUGGAAAACUGUAUGCUGUUGGAGGUCGUGAUGGAAGUUCUUGCCUUAAGUCUGUUGAAUGCUUUGAUCCCCACACCAACAAAUGGACCCUCUGUGCAUUGAUGUCUAAAAGACGGGGAGGUGUGGGAGUUGCCACAUGGAAUGGUUUCUUGUAUGCCAUUGGAGGGCACGAUGCACCGGCAUCUAACCUCACAUCAAGGCUAUCUGACUGUGUGGAAAGAUAUGAUCCAAAAACCGAUACUUGGACAGCAGUAGCACCAAUGAGUAUCAGCAAAGAUGCAGUAGGUGUUUGUUUACUUGGUGAUAGGCUGUAUGCAGUUGGAGGAUAUGAUGGACAGUCAUAUCUGAACUCUGUGGAGGCCUAUGAUCCACAAACUAACGAGUGGAUGCAGGUUGCACCACUGUGCCUUGGAAGAGCUGGAGCUUGUGUGGUCACUGUUAAACUUUGAUUUUUUUAAGUGCAAAUUUUGUAUUAUAACCAUUCCACAUGUUCAUGGAGAAAUAAAUAUGUGACAAAACACCAAUUUUACUGCAAAGUUAAGGAAGACUAAAAGAUUUAUCAAAUGCUAAGGAGCCCAAAAAUUAGUGGGACCCCAAAUAUCUAAAUCAUUAAACAUUUCUUCUGAUCCUUGAAGUAUAAUAUUCCAAAAAUGAAUUGGUGCACACAAUUUAAAACACUGAUGGCAGAAUUUUACUAGCUCGAAAACAGAUGCAGACCUGUAAGUUAGGAUGUCAUUGGUGUCAUGACAGCUGCCUGCCUGCCCAACCAUGCUUCCAUGAUUUUGAAGAAGAAGGGGGUCAGGUAAGCUACUCAUCCAUGACCUGAGAUAAUCAAGUGGGCAAUUAAUGCCCAAUUAAGGGCCUCCAGCCACUAUUGUGAUUUAACGGGUGGCAGGAGAUGCCUGAGCCAAGUAUGUAACCUGACAGAUUAAACUCUGUGGGCAUCUCGUCAGUGAAGUGGAGAGUUGAUUGUGGGGUGCCACUUCCCUGGAUAUUCUGUGCCACCUGAAGUUCCUCUUCGUUGCACCCAACAGUUUUGCCUCCCCACAUAAAUCCUACCUUGCCCUGUCCAUUAUCAUCCCUCUUCCCACCCCAACCCUCUCCUUUAUUGGAGAUCUGGCACCAACAUGAUCUCAGACUCACCUAGGUUUGGGGCCAUCCAUUAUUCAUUUUCCUCAGUUUGUCUUCCUCCUGAGUUUCCUGCAAUUCUUCACUGCCACUGAUCUUGAUGUGGAGCAAAUGUCUAAAUUCUGAUGAUUUGUUCCUGGAGAAUAAUUUUUUUUAAAAACUGUUGCCCAAAAAAAUUAAAAUAGGGUGAGCUGAUCAAAUGUAGGGAGGAUUCACUAGUGAGAUUUACACUGGAGUACAGGCUUUAUACUAGUUUACCAUAUAAUCCAAUUCAAAACUGAGGCUUACAAGCUACAUUUGAAUUGAAAGAAUUGUAUAUUUUGAUGGUUCUUGUAUUGCCUUCCUAAAAUAGGACCAAAAGAUUGUGGACUGAAAUUUUAUUUUAAAGUACCUGGUAUCUCUUCCUUAGAUAAAAGCCAAAA